AUGGCGCAGGGACAGCUUCCAUCAGAGCUGGAAGAAGAGAUACUCGUACGAGUUCCACCUCUAUCUCUCGUUCGCUUGAGAUCCGUUUGCAAAGGAUGGAACACUCUUUUCAACGAUAAGAGAUUCGUCGAAAGAAACUUUGCUUGCGGUCGCCCAGAAAUCUUGUUAAAGACACAUUCCCAUCUUUAUUCGAUAAGCGUCGAUCUCAACAAGGACGAUCCGACUAUAAAAAUUAGUGAUUUAUGUUUUGAUUUAAGCAGUCGCCGUUAUGAUCUCGAGGGGACCUGCGAUGGUUAUUAUGGAGCCGUGGUUCGAAACCCGUUAUUCAAUCAGACUGAAUGGAUUGACCCGGAUGAUGAGUAUCCACGUAGCAGCAGUCAGAGCAUGGGUUACGAUGGUAGUAGCACCGAAAAGAGUUACGAGUAUAUGAAGACUAGGACUCAGAGGUUUGAUGAAGUUAUUACGAGAUUUGCAGUCUUCAAAUUUGCAACCAUUGCGUGGAAAGUUACUUAUCGUACCACUCCACGUUUACUCGAAGAAGAGAAAAUAGUAGAUGAAUGUAAUUGCACGGUCUCCCUGAAUGGAAAUUUGUACUGGACAGCUUAUACUAGUAAAAUCUAUUUCAUCCGAAUGUUCGAUUUUUCGAAAGAGGUAGUACAGACCUUUUGUCGUCUACCGUUUAAGGGGACACAUAGUAGUUCACAUACUCGUGGCCUCGCGAUUUACAAGGGAGAUCGGCUUUCUGUGUUACAACAAUGCAUANAACUAAUUUCCUUUUAG
Camelina sativa (false flax) is the source of this 780-nucleotide messenger RNA. NCBI's taxonomy places the organism in Eukaryota, Viridiplantae, Streptophyta, Magnoliopsida, Brassicales, Brassicaceae. The record is from RefSeq and is a predicted model, not a curated record.